Coregonus sp. 'balchen' is the source of this 339-nucleotide messenger RNA. The record is from the annotation of a GenBank genome assembly. Lineage: Eukaryota; Metazoa; Chordata; Actinopteri; Salmoniformes; Salmonidae.
AUGACCAAGUCAACAUUGUGUGUAUUCUUUUUUUCCAAAGGCAAGCAGGUGAGUGAAUCGAAGGAGAUGGACAAGGUGAUGUACCAUGACUGGCGUCUGGUGCCCAAACACAAGGAGGAGCAGUUCAAACUCUACAACCCUGUUCCCGAGCCCCCCAUACGCUAUGUGUCGUACCCGCCCCUGCUCCGUGCCAUGCUCCUCGCCCAGCGGCAGGAAGAUGAACUAGGGGCGGCGGCUGAGGAACCAACCUUACCCCUGAAGAGGGAUGUCCUACUAAGCAAAGAGUACUUCAGAAGUCAGGAGAAAGAGAGGGAGAGGCAGGAGGAGACAGCAGUGUGA